Molecule: messenger RNA, 1692 nt
Organism: Naegleria lovaniensis
Lineage: Eukaryota; Heterolobosea; Eutetramitea; Acrasida; Naegleriidae
Exons: 1
Coding region: 1-1692 (563 amino acids)
Source: RefSeq, a predicted model, not a curated record
AUGGACCAUGCUGCAAGAAUUCUCCAAGAUUUUACGUCUCAAAGGUUGAGACUCGAACAGUUGCUUCCAAAAUUUGUCGUUGAUUGUUUUAUUAAUGGACUUGAGAAUUACUUGAGUAGUGGAAAUUGGAAUGAAUCCGAACAGGCUCUCAUUUUGGAGAAGUUAAAUUCUUUUGUUUCGUUUUUACAUGACGAAAGAAUUGCUAAAUAUCAAAUCAGAAACCUUUCAGAAUAUUAUAAAAUUAGUGAUAAAGACACACUGUGGCAUCCAUCAUCCCAUCAGCUUGAUACUUCUUCCGAUGAAAAUACUUUUACGUUAUUACCUCUUUCCGAUGAAUUGGAGAGAUUUGUUUGUGCUCACGAAUUUGUUGAAAAGUUUAAAGGAAAACAAAAGAAAAAGCAACCAACGAUCCAGGCCACUCAACACAGUACUCAAACUUCUAAUGACUCAAUUUUCAAUACGGAUGAAUAUUAUCCUCUUUAUAUGCCCAAAUUCAACACAUUUUUUAAACACAAGAAUGAAAAUUUGCAUAUUGAAAAAGGGGAUGAAGGAUUUGAAUGCUUUUCGAGUCAAGAUCAAGAUUUAUACUUUAGAGUUCAUGGUGCAGUAGAGGGAGAUCGCUUAGACCAGCAACAGCAGCAACAACUGAUUGCCGAAAGAAACAUUGCGAGAAGUAAGGCCAUGAUCUCUUCUUUUCAUUUACGUAUUCAGGAAGAUGUCAAACCAUUCAUUCAGUCCUUACUCACCAGUGGACCUCUCCAAAAGUUUUUGAAUGAGAAAUCGUUUCGCACGAGUGUGUAUGAAGCAACUUUUGGACACAUUCAAACUGAGGAAGAGGCUAUGGAUUUCUAUCGACAAUUAUGUGGAGAAGAUGAACAGUUAACAGUGACGAUGGAUAUGGCAAUUUAUGAGUUGAAACGAGUUCUUGCAAUGAAAGCUAAAAAACCUAAAAAGCUUACCUCUUCUCUGGUGAUCAACAUUCCCUUCACUUUUGAAUUCAAACAAGCAUAUUUAAUGUUUCUAAAAAUGUUGGAUUAUGAAAUUGUGUCUUCUGCUAGAAGUGCUAACUAUGAACCGAUUGAACCUAAUGAAAUUCCAACAAGAGUGAGACAAACCAAGUAUCCCACCAGAAUGACUUCACUCCUCACAACAUCGACUCACGUUCUGGAAAAUUCCAUUUCUUGGGAAUGUGUGGGCCAUUUAGCAAAGUUUUAUUUCAUCCCAUGGCUGGAUUAUGAAAAUACUCAAACUCCUUACACAUCACGAAUUGACACUCGCAAUUUGAUAUUUCCUUGGAUUUUAUUUAAUGCCAGAAUUCAGCACGAGCACUCAGCAUUGUCAUUCGUUCCACGUUCUUUACUCUACAACAUUGUUCAAAGCCACCUGCACAUGUAUCAAUCGUGUGGGUAUGACAAUGACAUUAUGAAUCGCAUUCGUGGAAUAUCUGUAAUGAAUGACACCAACAGUAUGGAUCAGCUCUAUUCUAAUUUCAGUGCCAUGCUUACAAAAUCCUCUUCACAACGCGAAAUCCAAUUCUAUGAAAAGGAAAAACGGAAAUUACUUCCUGAAAAGCCCGACACAGACGUAGAGGAUUUGCUAGAUUUACUGCAUGCAUACAAAACUAAGCUAGAAAAUAGAGCUCGCUUGUCUCAAUAUACUGCCCUCAUAAGCAAUAUGAACAAUCAUGAAUAA